AUGUCAAGUUCAUAAGACUAGACCAAGAUUAAGGUAGCCAUUCGUGUGAGGCCACUUCAAGAACAUGAAAUAAAUGCAGGCCAUGAAGCCAGAGAAGAGAAGAGCAGAGGAUAUAAGUUUGAUUAAGUCUUCAGUAUGAAUACUAAGCAGUCUGAUGUUUAUAAAGGACUCAAUAUUCAACAAAUGGUCAAUAAGGUGGUUGAGACUGGAUCAGGAAAAACAUAUACUAUGGAGGGUUACGAUUAUAAAAAUGCACAGCAAGAUGUUGAAGGCAAUAGGACAACAAAAGCACCUGUUAUCAGCCAAGAUAUUGAGAAAAUGGGCCUUACUUAGAGGGCUGUUAAUGAUUUAUUCAAGGAGGUUAAAAGAGUGAAGGAAGAUGAGGGUAAACACAUCAACAUCUUUUGUUCUUUCCUGCAGAUAUAUAAUGAGCGAGUCUACGAUUUGCUGAAUGAGACCAGUUUGCAAAGUAGCAGCAAAAAGAAUUCUAAUAACAUUAAUUAGCAAGGUCUCAGAAUCAGAUGGACUAAGAAAGAACAAUUCGUUGUAGAAAAUUUAUUCGUCUAUGAAUGCUAAAGUACUACAGACGUACUUUAAUUAUUCCAUGCUGGAAUUAGAAACAAGAUUGUAGCAUCUCAUAAUCUCAAUCACGCAUCUUCAAGAUCUCAUGCUAUUUUUACUAUAACAGUCGAAACUGUAGAUCCUUCGAAUUUAGAUAAUGUUGUAACGAGUAAAUUGUAAUUAGUUGAUUUAGCUGGUUCUGAAAAAAUUUCAGCUACAGGUACCACAGGAUAGACCUAAAAGGAAUCUAUUACUAUCAAUUAGUCAUUAUUCACAUUGAGAAAAGUUAUUAAUAGAUUGAGUGAAUUAAGUUCUUAAGGUAGAGAAUGUGAUGAAACUCACCACGUUCCUUAUAGAGAUUCAAAACUUACUAGUUUGCUUAAGUAAUCUUUAGGAGGAAACUCUUAUUGCCUUAUGAUAGCUUGUAUUUCUCCCUCUGACAGAUACUUUGAGGAAAGUGUAUCAACUCUAAACUACGCCUAAAGAGCAGCUAACAUAUCCAAUUAACCUGUUAAAAAUAUCGAUCCUAAAAUUAGAAUUAUCAAUGAGCUCAAGCAUAAAGUAAGAAUGCUUCAAAUCGAGCUAAAAAAUGCGAACGAGCACAUAGCAUACUUGACGAAUUUAACUGGAGAGUAGCCUCGAGCAUUUGGUUUGCAGUUGAUGAAAGUUGAGGAGGAUUUCGUGGAUUUAGGAGAUGGCAAUAAAAUUAGGCCAUUUGAUCCUCGAAAGGCAGCAGAGAAUCUGACUUAAUACAACGGCUUUGGAGCUUCUAUUGCUGGAAAUAGAGAUAUAUAAACUGGAAAAUCAGAGAGAUAACAGCCUGAUCUCCAAAUAAAAAACAAAGUGCUUCCUCAAAAAAAUAAGCAAUAGUCUUUAAAGAUGAAUGACAGCAAGGAUCCGAAUGAGGAAAUGGAAUUUGUACAAAAUUUCUUAGGAGGAACUCCAAAUCAAGCCUCCAAUUAUUCCAAGAUUCAUCCUUUAUCCAAAACAACCGAUGUAUCUCCAAGUGGAAUAUCUUAGAAAAAUUAAAGUAUUUAAUUAGAAUCCUUAAUUGUUCCUGGGAAGGCAGGAGGAACCAAUGAAAGAUCUAAUUCUCAUUCGAAAUCUCCAGUCCUUAAUUAUAAAGAAUAAGUUGAAAAUGAAAAUGAGAGGUUAGUCCAGAGUGUCUCUAAAGUUACUGAGUUGCUGCAAGCUAAUUAAUACUUGAGAGAUGAAAUUGAUAAAUUAGUAAAAGGAACUGAGACUAAGGAUAAUGAAAUUUAUACUAUCACUUAGGAAAAUCUUAACCUGAGAGAAAAAAUUGAGAUUAUGGAAAACAUUAUCAGAUCGAACAGACAAGAGUUUGAAAAUCUGGUGAGUGCAAAGGUUAUCAAUACAAUGGAAAAAAGUACUUAUGACUAUCAUGGUGGGUAAAAAGGGAAAACUAGCACUAUCGACUAGGUGUAUCAAGAACUCAUUGAUUUAAGAGAGCAUAACAGAAUUCUUGAAAAAAGAGUAAAAACUUUGGAGAAGCAAAACAUAGAUAUGACUAAGAAUCUGCAUUAUGUAGGAAAUAAUGAGCCAGCACGUCCUGUGUUCUAAUAGCAAAGAAAGGUAAAAAAGAUUGCUCACUAAGAUGAUUCUGAGUAAGAUGAAUAUGAUCAUCAGAUUUAUAUGCUUCACUAGCGAGGUGAAUCCAGUGGUAAACAUAUCCAGAAAGUAUAAUCUACACCUAUGAUUAAAAUGCAGCAGCAUCACUUCCAGCAUCAUCAAUCUGAUUUGAGUGAUCAUGAGACUUAGUUCCGAAUCACUUAAAUGAGUAAAAACAGCUCUACAGGGUAAUCUUCAACAAAUUCAUAAUGGUUUACUUUGAAAAAACAGAGUAAUAAACAUCCAAAUGAAAAUAUGAGAUCGACCAAUUAGUUAAUGAGUGCAAUGGGCCAUGAUUAAUAAAGUUUUUAAAAUAUGGGAGCAGUAGUUCCUCCUCUUCCAAGAGAUCCGAAACGUUCUUAUAAUGAUAUCAGCCCUUAACCGACUCUAGCUCAACUCAUGAGAAAGAAAAAGUAAUGA
Stylonychia lemnae is the source of this 2610-nucleotide messenger RNA. Lineage: Eukaryota; Ciliophora; Spirotrichea; Sporadotrichida; Oxytrichidae. The record is from the annotation of a GenBank genome assembly.